Molecule: messenger RNA, 1684 nt
Organism: Cajanus cajan (pigeon pea)
Lineage: Eukaryota; Viridiplantae; Streptophyta; Magnoliopsida; Fabales; Fabaceae
Source: RefSeq, a predicted model, not a curated record
AUUGUAACUUAAGCGGAUAAAAAAAACGUAGUAAUAGAUAGAUUCCAAAACAUCCUUUGCAAAUUUCAUUUCUCUGCAACAAACAGAAUGCGACUUGCAUUUAAAAUUCUGAAUUCAGCUUAGAAUCCAUUGAAUUCUUCUCAUCACAUAGACUAACAACCUUAGCAAGCCGAUUCGAAGAAAGUGAAUGAGUUUAGAUAUCAGGUAUGUGAUGUCACUCCUGUUGAGUUGAUUGAAGAAAGACAAGAGCUGCAAAAUGGGGACGCCUUUGUUCCAUGAAUUUAAAAGACAAGCUUCUUUCUUCCUCAAGGAAAAAUUCAACUCUGCUAGAUUAGCUCUCACCGAUGUUACCCCUGCACAACUGAUGACAGAAGAAGCUACAAAAGGAAAUCCAUGGGCCCCAGAUUCCCCAACACUUGGAUCAAUUUCAAGGGCUGCUUUUGAGCUUGAUGAUUAUUGGAGGAUUGUAGAGAUUCUACACAAAAGCAGACUCCUUAAAUUCGACAACAAGAAUUGGAGGGCCUCCUACAAUUCUCUGAUUGUGCUGGAGCACCUACUGACUCAUGGACCGGAAAGUGUUGCAGAGGAAUUUAAGAGCGACAAAGAUGUAAUCAGCCAAAUGAAAUGCUUUCAGCAUAUUGAUGGCAGUGGGUUCAACUGGGGUCUAACUGUUAGAAAGAAAUCAGAACGGAUAUUGAAACUGCUUGAAGAAGGAACUCUCCUCAGGGAAGAAAGAAACCGUGCUCGGAGGUUGUCCAGAGGAAUUCAAGGUUUUGGAAGUUUCAGCCAGCGGUCAACUCAUGCACAAGGCGUUCUGAGGGAAAAAUCAUUGCCAACCACAUUUGACAGAUGCAACUCUGACUUCAACAACAAUGAAAGUCAGGAAAACGAGUCCUUUUGUUCAAACCAUUAUUUGGGCACAGCAGCAGUUAAAUCUCCUAGUUCUAGCCAUCAGGGUGAAAUUUUCAAGUCACAAGAUGAUAUUGUAGAAACUGAGAGCAACAGGGAUGAUCAGGGAAACAAUCAAAUGCAUCAGAAAUCUGAAACAAGCUCUAAAGAAAAUAAGACACCUAGAAAGGAGGAAUUCCAUCUAUGGAACUUGAAAGGGGAAUCCAAUCCACUUUUGGAUGGUAGCCAAGAGGAUGAUUCUAAAAUUGGGAUAUUCGUAGCCGAAGAUGAUCACCCCUUUAACUCCACAGAAAUGCAUACCACUUUUUCCCUUCUUUCUUCCAGAUGAAGUUAAAGACUUAAAGGCAACAGAGUGUAUUGGACUUCUUGUGCAGAAAAUUAUUCCAAUCAAGGUUUUAUGCUAUAUGCAUUUAUGUAUACGGGUUACCUUUGUUUCCUCCUACAAUUUUCCUCCAGAGGACAAAUCUUUUGUAGUGGAAGUGUGGAACUAGAACCAAGUAUAUUGGAAUGCAUCCAUCUGUAUACUUAUAAAGCACAUAUAUUCUACCCCAUGCAACCGCUGUGUAGCUUAUUACAAAGCUUCUUUGCAUUUUGAUCCUGAUUAUGCGAAGUUAAGUCAGACGCCCUACAAAAGAUAUCCUAUCUUUUUAAGUUUGACUUUGCCUAGCUAACCUUGCUUAUUUUGCACAAUGACAGCUUAUUUGUUAUUAUGUGCCAAGGAUUUACAUAACUUGUAAGUGCACGAUUCCAAAAAACUUACUCAGAUUUCUAAUGU